Cynocephalus volans (Philippine flying lemur) is the source of this 1941-nucleotide messenger RNA. RefSeq names its product glycosaminoglycan xylosylkinase-like. NCBI's taxonomy places the organism in Eukaryota, Metazoa, Chordata, Mammalia, Dermoptera, Cynocephalidae. Gene Ontology annotation, molecular function: phosphotransferase activity, alcohol group as acceptor. Gene Ontology annotation, biological process: proteoglycan biosynthetic process. Gene Ontology annotation, cellular component: Golgi apparatus. The transcript has a single exon. The record is from RefSeq and is a predicted model, not a curated record. The coding region runs from base 221 to 1450 and encodes 409 amino acids.
CCCUCCCCGGAGGCGGCGGGGGCGGCAGGGGCCUCGCCGCACCGCACCUCGCAGGCGGCCAUGGAGCGAGCCUAGGGCCCGACAGGAAUUGUGGGAGGCGCUUCAGUGAAGAAAUGGACCAGUGUGUAUAAUCAUGGGAUCUCCUUGCUAACCUUCGCCACCUGCUCUUCCUGAUAAGUGAGCGAGAGAGUGGGUCAGGGGAGAAGGAAAAGAGAUCAACAUGAAGCUAAAGCAGCGAGUUGUGCUGUUAGCAAUUCUCCUCGUCAUCUUUAUCUUCACCAAAGUUUUCCUGAUUGACAACUUAGAUACAUCAGCUGCCAACCGGGAGGACCAGAGGGCUUUUCACCGAAUGAUGACUGGCUUGCGGGUAGAGUUGGCACCUAAGCUGGACCACACCUUGCAGUCUCCCUGGGAGAUUGCAGCCCAGUGGGUGGUUCCCCGGGAAGUGUACCCUGAAGAGACACCAGAGCUGGGGGCAAUCAUGCAUGCCAUGGCCACCAAGAAAAUCAUUAAAGCUGACGUGGGUUACAAAGGGACACAGCUAAAAGCCUUAUUGAUACUUGAAGGAGGACAGAAAGUUGUCUUCAAACCUAAACGGUAUGGCCGAGACUAUGUGGUAGAAGGGGAACCAUAUGCCGGGUAUGAUAGACACAAUGCAGAGGUAGCAGCCUUUCAUUUGGACAGGAUUCUGGGUUUCCGCCGAGCCCCCUUGGUGGUUGGUAGAUUUGUUAAUCUGCGGACAGAGAUCAAGCCUGUUGCCACGGAGCAGCUGUUGAGCACCUUCCUAACUGUAGGAAACAAUAGUUGUUUCUAUGGGAAGUGUUAUUACUGCCGAGAAACAGAGCCAGCCUGUGCUGAUGGAGACACGAUGGAGGGAUCUGUCACACUUUGGCUUCCAGAUGUGUGGCCUCUGCAGAAACACCGACACCCAUGGGGCAGGACUUACCGAGAAGGCAAAUUGGCCAGGUGGGAGUACGAUGAGAGCUACUGCGAUGCUGUGAAGAAAACGUCCCCUUAUGACUCUGGCCCGCGCCUCUUGGACAUCAUUGACACAGCUGUCUUUGAUUAUCUGAUUGGCAAUGCUGACCGCCAUCACUAUGAGAGCUUUCAAGAUGAUGAAGGCGCCAGUAUGCUCAUCCUUCUCGAUAAAGCCAAGAGCUUUGGGAACCCCUCGCUGGAUGAGAGAAGCAUUCUUGCCCCUCUCUAUCAGUGUUGCAUCAUUCGAGUUUCUACCUGGAACAGACUGAAUUGCCUAAAGAAUGGCGUGCUAAAGUCUGCCUUAAAAUCUGCCAUGGCCCAUGACCCCAUCUCCCCAGUGCUCUCUGAUCCUCAUAUGGAUGCUGUGGACCAGCGGCUCCUGAGUGUCCUGGCCACCGUGAAGCAGUGCACUGACCAGUUUGGGAUGGACACUGUACUGGUGGAAGACAGGAUGCCUCUCUCCCACUUGUAAUUCUCAAUACAAAAAUAAGUGAAACUUCUUUUUACAAAGGUAGAGAAACAGCACAAUCAAUUCCAAAUGGUUUGAGAUGGAUUAGAAAUGGCCAGCAGCAAGUUCUGAUGAUAGGGGACAGGGUGGCCUUGGAUGUCUUUGGUGUUUCUGUAGUAGAAGCUAAAGCAAAGACCUGAAGUUUCAGAGCACAGAGGUGCUACUGCUGAAUCACAUUCUGACUUCCUCGGCAGUUGCCCAUUCUAAAAUGGGCGUCAUAGUUGGUCAGUCUUACUUCCCAUGCCAAAGGACAAACAGGUGUGGCAUUUGAAUAGGUAAAUGCUGGGACUGGUUCUGGAUUGUGCGUUUUGAGUUGAACCUUCCAGUCCUUUCUCCACACCUGUGGGUUUUAUGGAAACACUUUGCAGUCUCUUGUGUCUUUUUUACCAGAACUAGUCAAAUUGGAAAGCUUACUGCCUCCUACAGAGUGGCAGCAAAUAAAACUUUGCAUUCUG